This is a messenger RNA of Rhincodon typus (whale shark), 3208 nucleotides long. RefSeq names its product protein phosphatase 1H-like. NCBI's taxonomy places the organism in Eukaryota, Metazoa, Chordata, Chondrichthyes, Orectolobiformes, Rhincodontidae. The transcript is spliced from 9 exons. Gene Ontology annotation, molecular function: protein serine/threonine phosphatase activity. The record is from RefSeq and is a predicted model, not a curated record. Gene Ontology annotation, biological process: protein dephosphorylation. The coding region runs from base 1 to 1230 and encodes 409 amino acids.
AUGCAGUACGGGGAUUUGCUGAUGAUAGACUCGAUAGAGUUGACAGUUAGGAAUUGCUUCUACUAUUGGGUGAUUAACGCUGGGAAAAGUGUCUUCAAUGAAGAUCAAGCUGCCCGAGAAAUAGUGUGGGUGGAGAGGAGGAAUCUGAACAACAGAACAGCUGGCGAGGUGGUCAAAGGUGCUGAGAGUGUGGACAAGGAGAGGCACGGACUUGAAUUCCAUUACUGGGCGCUGUUUGAUGGGCAUGCAGGAGCAGCAGCUGCUGUAAUGGCCGCCAGGUUUCUUCACCUUCACAUCAGCGAGCAGCUGCAAGACAUUGUUGACAUCCUGCUGGAUGGUGAAGUGCCACCCCCCAUCUGCCUCACCAGCCACGCCAAAGGGGGAAUGGGCAACGGUGCACAUGAGGGGGACUGGGAACCCCCCACUGACAGCGAGUCCCGCUUCCUGCUGGAGAAGGAAAUAUCGCACGAGCAUCUGAUCAUUGGUGCGAUCGAGAAUGCCUUUCGACAGAUGGAUCAGCAGAUAGAGAGAGAACAGAAAGCACACAGCACGCUGGGGGGUUGCUGUGCUUUGGCCAUCGUGUAUUUGCUGGGAAAAAUCUACAUUGCCAAUGCAGGUGACAGCAGAGCCGUCCUAAUCCGCAAUGGUGAAAUUAUCCCACUCUCCAAUGAGUUCACCCCGGAAUCGGAACGACGGAGACUACAGUAUUUAGCAUAUUUACAGCCACAUCUCCUUGGAAACGAGUUCACACAUUUGGAAUUUCCCCGGAGAAUUCAGCACCGUGAGAUUGGACGCAGGAUGCUGUUUCGGGAUUACAGCAUGACAGGCUGGGCCCGCGUCAUGGCGACCAUAGGGGUGACUCGAGGGCUGGGUGACCACAAUCUGAAGGUGCAUUGCUCCAACAUCCACAUCAAACCGUUCCUGUCCUGCAUCCCAGAGGUGAAAGUGUACGAUGUUGCAAAGUAUGAGCAUGGGGUGGAUGAUGUGAUUGUGCUGGGGACAGACGGACUAUGGGAUGUGACCUCCAACCGGGAGGUAGCUGAUACGGUCAUUCGCGUCCUCUCCAGCUGCGACGCCGACGAUCCAAACAGGUUCACCCUCGCUGCCCGGGACCUGGUGAUGAGAUCCCGGGGGAUCCUGAAGAGUCAUGGCUGGCGACUCUCCAAUGACCGGCUGGGCUCGGGCGAUGACAUCUCGGUCUUUGUUAUUCCACUUUAUGGCCAUACGUGACCAGCUGGAGGACACAGUCACCCUGGAGCUCUCUAAAGACUCGUCACCGAGUGUAACCCUGUCCCUUCAGUUACCCAUUGCCCCCUUUUUUCAAUUGGCUUCCCCUGGCACCUCAAAAUAUAAUCCUUCCCAGCAGAAGCAUCACCGAAGAAUUAUUUGUGUUUCUAUAGCACCUUUCAGAACCUCGGGGUGCCAUAGGGCCAAUGAGAUAUUUUCUGAAAGGGAGUGAAUCCUGUCCUGUUAGAGGCAGGGCUGCCCCCCACCAUAAAGCAGUGCUCGAAAUAACAGCUUCAUUUUUUAUUGUGAUGUUGGUCGAAGGAUGAAUGUUUAACCAGGAGACGUGGACAAGCUCCCCUGAUGGUUUUUAAAAGUGUUCCCCCACCCCCCGCCCAUUCUGAGACAGCAGACAGGCCCCAUUUUAACAUUUCAUCUAAAAGGCAGCAUCUGCAACAACGCAGCACUCCCUCAGCACUACCCUGACAGUGUUCGAGUCGGGUGAGCGGGGCCCUCCAACUGUGAGCACUUGCUUUCCGCUUGACCACAGCUGACACCCUUUGGGGGCUGUCCACAGCCCCUUGCAGCAGAACCCAGUUUGCAGACUGUUUCACACCCGCCACGUCCAGCGAGUGCGAUGCUUCGGUGGGCGAUCAGCCUGAUCUGAGCAAAUGCUCAAAUGUCAAACUCGCUCUCUUCUUUUAGUAAUCUCUGGUUUCCAGCCUUUGAGAAAGAUAUAUAUUUGAAACAUGUAAAAACGGGAAACUAAAUGUUCUGUAAAUGUGAAAAUGCUGUAGAUUGGGCAGUAGGAUCAACGUUUAAAAAAUAUUUGGAUAAGUAUGUGAAUAGGGACGAUUUGGAGGGAUAUGGCUAAACGCAGGCAGGUGGAACUAGCUUAGCUUGGGAACGUGCAUGGCAUGGACUGGUUGGAACGAAGGGUCUGUUUCCGUGCUGUAUAUCUCUAUGACUCUAUAACUCAGCAGGCACCUCUAGGAUUUGGCAGCUGGUAAUCCCAGUUUAAAAGAGAAUCUAACACUGGUGAAAGAGACAGAAAACGUUAUUCAAAAUUUUGAAUAGAUGGGAAAGGGCAGUAAGGGCAAGUUAGAAUUGGGUCACACAUGCUAAAAUCCCCAGGAACAUUGGUAACUAAAAUUGGCAACCCUGCUAUCCAUUUCAAAAAAAAAUCUCUUAAUCAUUUUAAUCCACUUUGCAAGCUGGUUAUUCAUUAAAUUCAUCCUACUACAGACAGUCAGUAUCUCCAUCCCAGAGCAACAUUUAAUUUAAAUACAACAAAAAACCGUGGAAAUCCGAAACAAACACAGGAAGUGCUGGAGAAACUCAGCAAGUCCGGCAGCAUCUGUGGAGAGAGAAACGUUAACGUUUCAACAGUGACUUUCCUUCAGAGCCAAUAUUUCGGAGCAUGACAUUCAAUGUCAAUUUAUUUGUUUGUUCUCCCAGUUCUGAACAAAGGUCUCUGGACUCAAAACAUUAAUUGUGUCUCUCUCUCCACAGAUGCUGCCAGAUCUGCUGCGUUUACCAGCAAAUUCUGGUUUUGUUUAAGUGAUAAUGAUUAUUCAAAGGUCUUUUGAAUUAUUUCUUCGCCACGUUUGAACUUCAGUCCCAGCCAUUCCUUGUCUGUGUGAGUGUUACCAUUAUUCGGAGCUGGAUGGGAGCAGUUCUUUGGCUGAAGCCUCCUUGAAGAACAGGCCUAGUGUGUUGGCAGCAACUUCUUUAUUUUUUCACAAGAACUAAUUCAUUUUCUGAAGAUUUCUGUGGAAAGAGGAAGGAUGUUUCGAUUCAUUGGUGUUUAGAUAGAGCCCUGUACAGUACCCACAGAAAAUAAAUUCCACUCUCCAUCCCAUCAGUUUCUGUUCCAAGCCCCGAGCUGGUAUGUUUGUUUUCAGUCUGCGAGGUGAGUCCCUGUUACUGAUGGAGUAUUGUAAAUUGUACAGUUCAUUAACAAGAAUAAAGAGCCACAACACCA